CGGUCACGUGAUUGGACCGCGUCCACGGUGAAGCCGGGAUCAGCUUUAAUGUGUUUUCCUUUCCCGUCUCCUACAAAGCUUUUUAAAUACUCCAUUCAAAAUAUUGUGUUUAAGGUUCGGGGCAGAUUACCACUGUUGGAGAGAGAACGUAAAUAUAAAGUAAAUGUCCAGUAUUCGUUCGUCUGUCCAUCCUAAACAGCUGAACCAGCCCUGGGGGACGAUCCUGAAGCCUGAGUACGGACUGGGUCACCAGAAGAUGACUGACUACGAGAUUGACCAGACCGUGGACCGCCUGUACAAGAUCCCGGCCACCAAGGAGAGGGUGUACGAGAGGCCCGGCAAAAAGAUGUCCGAUGAGGAAAUCGCAGAAAUGCUACAGCGUCUGACCAAGGCGCCGGUGGAGAAGAUUCCUGACAGUGACCGGCGGGUCACCAAGUCCAUGUACAACAAUAUGGGUGUGGUCAGCUCCUACGCCUGGAAGGGCUACAACUAGCACCACGUGAUCGGAAGUGUCACAAGCACCACGUGACCGGAAGUGUGUGUAGGGAGGAGACU
Magallana angulata is the source of this 555-nucleotide messenger RNA. RefSeq lists its product as uncharacterized. Bases 164 to 493 code for a protein of 109 amino acids. NCBI's taxonomy places the organism in Eukaryota, Metazoa, Mollusca, Bivalvia, Ostreida, Ostreidae. The record is from RefSeq and is a predicted model, not a curated record. The transcript has 3 exons.